CGAGGGCAGACUCAGGGGAAGCAUGUCCGUGGCUGUGCAGCAUCAGAGUCCCCAGAGGAGAUAGCAGCAUGCAGAACCCCCUCUCCUCUUCCCUUUCUGCUUAGACAUCACCGGCAAGGCAACUGCAGAAGCAGACACUCACUGGCUCUUUCCACUCCUCCGCAGGCUGUUCCUGUCAAAGCUGUCCCAACAAGCUUCCAAGGGAUGGCUGCUGAUGUUCACAAGAAGGAUGGAGAUGUGCCCAAUGGCUCAUUGGUCCCAUGCGACAGAAAGCAUGCUGAGAGGUCAGAGAGUCCUACCCCAGGUCUCACUCAGGGAACAGAACCAGGGGCAGGCCAGGAGGGAGCCAUGUUUGUUCAUGCCAAGUCCUAUGAAGACCUGACCAGCACCGAGAAUCAGGAUGCAGCUCCCCAGAGCCCGGAGGAAAGCGAAGAGCGCCAAGGUGAGCAGGCAAAGAUGGAGGAGAUCAGCAAGGACUUCAGUGAACUGAGCACCCAGCUUACUGGCAUAGCCCUGGAUUUGGAAGAAGAGAUAAGGCACAGCAAAGAAGACAAGUUGGAGCUCUCGCCGCAGGCCUCACGCCGAGACUCUGUGCUGUCCGGGAAGGAGGAAGAAGACGUGACCAUGGAUGCCUGGCGCAUGCACCAGAAGCAUGUCUUUGUUCUGAGUGAGGCAGGCAAGCCGGUGUAUUCCCGCUAUGGGUCUGAAGAGGCACUGUCCAGCAUCAUGGGGGUGAUGAUGGCUCUCGUGUCCUUCCUUGAAGCACAGAAGAAUUCCAUUAGGUCUAUUCAUGCAGAUGGGUACAAGGUGGUGUUUGUGCGCAGGAGCCCCCUGGUGCUGGUUGCUGUGGCUCAGACACGGCAGUCAGAACAAGAAAUUGCUCAGGAGCUCCUUUAUAUCUACUACCAGAUCCUCAGUCUCUUGACGUGGACCCAGCUCAGCCAUAUCUUCCAGCAGAAGCAGAACUAUGACCUGAGGAGACUGCUGGCAGGCUCCGAGCGCAUCACAGACAACUUGCUAGACCUGAUGGCAAGGGACCCAAGCUUUCUGAUGGGGGCUGCACGUUGCCUCCCCAUGGAUGCUGCAGUCAGGGAUGCCGUGAGCUCCUGCCUCCAGCAAGCCAAAGCUAAAAGCCUGGUCUUCUCCAUCCUCUUAUCCAAGAACCAGCUGGUAUCUCUGGUGAGAAAAAAGGACCAGUUCCUGCAUCCGAUUGACCUCCACCUACUCUUCAACCUCAUCAGUUCAUCCUCCUCAUUUAGAGAAGGAGAAGCCUGGACUCCCAUCUGCCUGCCCAAGUUCAAUUCCAGCGGUUUCUUCCACGCUCACAUUUCCUACUUGGCGCAGGACACGGACUUGUGUCUCCUUCUGAUCUCCACUGACCGUGAGGACUUCUUCACAGUGUCUGACUGCAAGCGCAGGUUCCAGGAACGGCUGAAGAAGCGCGGUGUUUAUCAUGUCCUUGUGGAGGCGCUGUGCACUCCUUUCUACACUGUCUCCCAGGUGGGAAUCCCAGACCUCCGACACUUCAUCUACAAAUCUAAGAGCUCAGGACUCUUCACCAGCCCAGAGAUUGAUGCUCCCUACAUCACUGAGGAGGAAAAAGAGAGACUUCUGGGAUUGUAUCAGUACUUACACAGCCGGGCCCAUAAUUCUUCCCGUCCUCUGAGCUACAUCUAUUACACUGGAUCUAAUGAAAAUCUCCUGGCUUGGGUAACUAGUGCCUUUGAGCUCUACGUGUGCUUCAGCCCCCUGGGAACCAAAGCAGCAGCUGUCAUCGCUGUCAACAAACUUAUGAGGUGGAUCCGCAAGGAAGAAGACCGGCUCUUUAUAUUAACACCCCAGACUUACUGACUGCUGCGGCCUGUGUCGUCUGCCUGGGGUUCCUCAGUGCCAGUGAAUGCCCAAAGGGACGUCCUCUCGCCUCUGGGGAGACUAGACCCUCUCUCCGAGAUUCCUUCCCCAAGCAGAAAUGGGAGGAGGAGGAGAAAAGGUGGGUCUGAGGAGAACAGAGUUUUGUGCCUACAGGGAGCAUCUGGGAAGGAGACUUGCAUUUCAGUUUGUACUACAUUUUAAACAUUAACUCUGCUGCAUCUGGAACUGAAACAUGGAUCCUCCUGGCUUUCAUCCAUGUGAUUGCUACCCAAGAUGCUCUUCAUCCCCAACAUAGAAUGUAACUUCUGCCACUUUUUUUUUAGAUUGUCUUAAACCAAAUCUUGUCCACAUCUCCCGAGUGUGUUUUCCCCUCCUCUCCUAACAAACUUCUCUUGGGAGAAGCUCAGGCAAUUGUUUCCCUGUAUUGUUGCCCAAGCCAAUGCAUCAAGGAGUCCAGUGUACUUCAUUGCCCGUGGGUUCCCUAAUCUUUAAUGACUUCCCAAAUGUCCUCUGUGUCACGCUGCCUUGCACCUCAAGCAGCGGGUCAUCAAAGGAGCAUGUACUGGGGAGCAGAGAGAGCAUUUUAUGAACAGUCUAGCUCCCUGCUGCACACUUCCCUUUGGAAUCGGCUUAGGUCACUGAUUCCUUCUAAUUUUUAUGCAAGUUCCUAGUUUGCAAAGCUCUGAUGUAUCCACAUCUCUGCUAUUGUACUCCACAUGCUGCCCAUACAGAGAGGGGCAUAGGAAGGGGUGUGUGGUGGGGGCAGUCCGCCCCAGGUGUCAUCCCCUCGGGCGGAUCGCGCCAACCCCGGGUGCACGGCAUGUGUGCCGCUCUGGGUGCCCGAUAGACUUUUCUUUGUUAGAUUACUCAUAAUUUCAACCCCAAAGGAAAGCUGCAGGUUCAAGUAUAGGUGUGGAUAAUGCAAGACUCUUUUAAUUGUUUAACAAUUGUUUAGACUGAUCACUUUCAGACUGAGGACAUACCAGAA
Lacerta agilis (Sand lizard) is the source of this 2860-nucleotide messenger RNA. It is a transcript of the gene MON1A, whose product is annotated as MON1 homolog A, secretory trafficking associated. The transcript is spliced from 6 exons. The coding region runs from base 205 to 1851 and encodes 548 amino acids. Lineage: Eukaryota; Metazoa; Chordata; Lepidosauria; Squamata; Lacertidae. Gene Ontology annotation, biological process: vesicle-mediated transport; protein targeting to vacuole. The record is from RefSeq and is a predicted model, not a curated record.